AAACAACUACAAGUUAAUAAAAAAAAACUUGUUAUUAUUUAUUUAUUUAUUUAUUAUUUAUUUAUUUAUUUAUUUAAAAAACCUAUAAAUAUUAUUAAUUUAUUACAAAACAUUAUAGUUUAAUAUUAAGUUAUUAAAAUUAUAAUUUCAAAAUGAAAAGAUUACUUUCAUUAUUAUUACUCGCCUUUUUGGUUGGGUCAAUUGGUGCUCAAGAUUGCCAAACCGAAGUUAAUACCAAUGUUCAAGCUGCAACUGCUGCAUUAAGCGAUCAAUUUGGUCCAGGGGCAUCACAAUCAGGCCAAGCAAUCACAUUAAAUAGGGUUUCAGUUCCAAACACUGCUAAUAACUAUAACUUUGUUAGAAAUGGUAUCGUUUCAUCCAAUGGUGGAUCAAAUCUUUUCAUCUCAGGUUCAAUCCAACCAGUUUCUGGUGAAACUGGUGCAAGCUAUGGUGUCCGUUUAGCUUUUACUAAGACAGGAACUCCAUCAGAUGUCAAAAAGGAAUUAACAGACGCUGCUUAUACAACCGGAGGUGUUGACCCAAAUACUUGGAACUUUUAUCAAAUUGAUCCAGCCAACUCAGAAUUAAUUGGUUAUGGUGAUGCACAAGGUACUACCAUUUCUUUAUUAGAACAUCCAACUACAGCCCUUCAAGUUGGUAAAGGUGCUUCAGGUAAAAAUGUUAACAAUGGUCUCUCAGGUUGGUUCUUAAUGAAUAUUACCAGUGCUAAUAAUCCAAAUGCUAACUUAAUUACUCAAGGUGAUCAAGUCCUUGAUAUCAAUGUUAAUCUUGGUUGCGAGGGUGGUUUCAACUGUGUUGAUUACACUCUCACCACUGCCCAUGUCAAUACAACAGAAACCGCUCAAACUGUUGAUAAUGAUCAAGCCCUUUUUGUCUCUGAUUCAAAUACUAACCCAUUCUUUGGAAAUAACCAUCAAUGGGAAUUUGUUCCAAACACUCAAGGUUCAUUACAUUUUGAUACUACCAAUGGUCAUGCUUCAAUUUUCUUCCAUCUCCUUCCAAAAGGUGUCACUCAAGUUACAUCAAACAAUGUAUUAACCUGUUCCUUAAAUUACGUCCCAACUGUUGCUCCAUCAAUGCCAAAACAAGAAUUAAAACCAGAAUUAUACGUUUCAAAUGGUGGUUCAGUUGAUCCAUUUGCCUGGGCUUUUUAUGCUCUUGAUCCAAGUAACUCAAGCUGUACUUUAGGUAACGCCACCCUCUCUGGUUUCUCUGAACAAGAUAGUAUGCCAAUGCAAUUAGGUGCUGGUGCCUCAGGUAAAAACUCUAACUUUGGUCUUUCAUCAUGGAUUGCUUAUGAUGGUGGUUUCUUUGAUAUCAAUUUAGAUGCCAACUGUGGUGGUGCCAAUACUAACUUACCAGGUACUAGUGCUCCAACUACUCCACCAACUGCUCCACCAGCUGAAACUUGUCCAGCAGGUUGUCAACCAAUCCCACUCCCAACCAAUAACCCAACUGAAACUCCAGCUGGUAAUGAUGCCACCAACGUUGGUAUCUCUAAAUUAUUUGUUGCUAUUCUUUCACUCUUUGUUUUAGCUUUCUUCCAUUAGAUAGUUUAGUCUAAUAUAGAUAUUAAAACAAAUUAAUUUAAAAUAUAUUCAAUAAAUUUUAGUUUAAAAUAUAAAAUAUUUUUUUUUUUUUUUUUUUUUAAGAGAAUAAUAAAAUAAUU
Molecule: messenger RNA, 1690 nt
Organism: Dictyostelium purpureum
Lineage: Eukaryota; Evosea; Eumycetozoa; Dictyosteliales; Dictyosteliaceae
Exons: 3
Coding region: 153-1571 (472 amino acids)
Source: RefSeq, a predicted model, not a curated record